This is a messenger RNA of Diutina rugosa, 756 nucleotides long. RefSeq lists its product as uncharacterized. Gene Ontology annotation, molecular function: O-methyltransferase activity. The transcript has a single exon. Bases 1 to 756 code for a protein of 251 amino acids. The record is from RefSeq and is a predicted model, not a curated record. NCBI's taxonomy places the organism in Eukaryota, Fungi, Ascomycota, Pichiomycetes, Serinales, Debaryomycetaceae.
AUGAGCAAGCCAGAUCCCGAUUUCCACAAAGUCGCCCAGGAGAAAGCGGCCAAAUGCAAGCAGUACAUCGACCUGCUCGACCAAUCUCAGCUCAAGGGUAAUCCCCAGGCGAUUGCCGACGCCAUUGACGACUUUGCCCAGGAGAACCGGAUCAUGACCAUUGGCGCCGCCAAGUCCGAGGAGAUCCGCAACCGUUUACGUCAGCUGAAGCCGAAGCACGGGGCUGAGUUAGGUGUGUACGUGGGCUACCUGGCCCUCCGGUUCGCCCCCUUGGUGCUGGGCACUUACUACUCGCUUGAGGUCAUUCCUGAGUACCGAGACAUUGCCCAGCACUUUAUCCAGUUGGCGGGGCUUACCAACGUGAAAUUCUUAUUGGGUGAUCUGGCCACCACGUUAGUGAAAUUGCACGACGAAUUGAACCUCAGCGAGCCCAGCAAACGCUCGGUGCUUGACUUCUUGUUGAUUGACCACGCAAAAGAAUUGUACCUCCCCGAUAUCAGAACCGUUGAGACACUUAACUUGGUCACGGUGGGGCUGGUGAUUGUCGCCGAUAACUGUAAGAUGAAGUACGGGGUGCCGGCAUACUUGGAGUACAUCAGACUGACUCCCGAGGCGCGGCGCCAGUUCAUUGAGACCGAGCCCAAUCCCAACGGCUACUACCCCGGUAGAUGGAAUAUUUUGUAUGAGAAUACUCCCGUGGACUUCGGCUUUGACGCCAUCGAAGUUAGUGUCGUCAAGGCCUACUUGGACGGUUAA